GAUGAUGGAGAGGGUACGCCAAGCCCAUCACUUCCGAUUGAGCUACAAAAGUCACCGAUUCAAACACCCAGUGAGACAGAGAAUUCACCGCAAGCUCCAUUAAUUUCUACCAACAGAGAGUCAUGCUCACCUGAAGCUGCCAUUAACAAUGACACACAAAAACGGAACCGUGAACAGAUUGGAUCUAACAACAGAGAUUCAAACCCACCUGAAGCUGCUGCCAUUGACAAUGACGCGCCAAGAAUGGUUGAGGAGACGACACAGCUGGUCCUACGGCUGUAG
Messenger RNA from Eruca vesicaria subsp. sativa (arugula), 282 nucleotides. Lineage: Eukaryota; Viridiplantae; Streptophyta; Magnoliopsida; Brassicales; Brassicaceae. The record is from the annotation of a GenBank genome assembly.